CUAGCCGACGUCUCACUCCCAUUUCAUUUCAGAUCUCACACUUCUUUCUUCCGUCCGCUGCUUCCUCAGUCUCUCUGUCUCCCUCUCUCUGUCUCCCUCUCCCUCUCCUUCCUCUCUUCCUCCAAAUCACUUUCUCCCUAGUCUUCUCAUGUCCUCCUCACGGAUUCCUUCUUCCAAAUCAUGAUUUUCGCUCGCCCCUUUCGAGACCCGACGAAAAGAGGAACUGUUAGAGCUUGAGAUGAUCAUGGCGAUUUUGCUGCAGCAAAGAAUUCAGACAUGGGUAAAGAGGAAAGUCCGAAAACCACAAGGAGAACAACCAGAUCCUCCGCUUUAGCUACCCCUUCAAAGAAUGUAGUUGAAGAAACUAAAGCAAGUAGUUCGCACCCGCCAACUCUCAGUGACCUAGUAUUGGGUGAAAAAGGAGAAUCCUUUAGUGCCGAUGAUCUUUUGUCUAGUUUUCCUGGAAGACGUAAUCAAAUAUUGGAGCUUCUGCGCCUUCUGGGUCCACAGAACUCUCCCAUGUUUCCUGUCUUUGUGUAUGGAGGCACUUCUACCGGGAAAACCAGUAUUGUUGUAGAGACAUUUAGGCAUCUUAAGCGCCCUUUAGUUUAUUCAAGCUGCCUUACCUGUUAUAAUCCUCGAAUCUUGUUUGAAUCCGUUCUGAACCAACUAUUUCUUCACCGAAAGAAUGCAGCAAAUGGUUAUUCUAGUGCAAAGCGCUGUGAAAGCCCAUCUGAUUUUGUUAAUUUUCUUCGCGAUGCCUUGGUCAGCAUUCUGGUUAAUACUAAGGGAAACUCGGGGAAAGUAACCUCCAAAAGGUCAGGAAAGUCUAAUGGAAAUAUGAUCUACUUGGUCUUUGACAAUUUGGAGCGUCUUAGAGGAUGGGAAGGUUCCACUAUAUUACCUUUACUAUUUAAUCUCUAUGACAUUUUGAAAAUGCCUGAGGUCGGUCUUAUCUUUAUCAGCAGUGCCUCGCCAGAUACAUAUUACUCAAAUAUGGGCUAUGUGGAGCCUAUCCCUCUAUAUCUUCCUGAUUAUACACAAGAUGAUCUGCAGAAAAUCUUCAUGAGAAACCAGGCAAACAAAAAGCUUUACUCCUCUUUUCUCAGUGUUGUGCUAAGGCCCUUCUGUAGAAUUACCAGACGGGUGGACGAGCUUUCUUCUGCCUUUUCACCAUUAUUCACAAAAUAUUGUGAACCCAUCACUGAUCUGAAUGUUGUUCCCAAUAAAGAGACGAACCAAAGGCUGUACAAUUUUUUUCGUCCCCAUAUUGCUCCUGCACUGAAUGAGACAUUUAAGGUUUCGUCGCAGCAAUCCCCCGAAGUUGAAGUUAAGGAGAGAAAAGGAAAGGGGGGCACAAGGAAAUCCAGAGAUUUUGAAGUUGAAGAAUUAGAUUUCCAUAUGCCUACUUCCGCCAAAUAUCUUCUUAUUGCAGCAUUCCUUGCUUCAAGAAACCCAGCUACCCUUGAUUCAUCCCUGUUUGAUUCUACAGGAGGUUCUAAUAGUCGAAAACGAAAGAGGAAGCUUUCGGACAAGUCAAUGGAACAGAAGGAAACUGCAGAACAGGAAUUGCUUUUGAAUCCUGGAUCAUUCCCAAUGGAAAGGUUAUUAGCCAUAUUUCAGUGCAUUACAUCUGUAGGAGAAGGUCCUCUUGAUGAGGAGGAACAAGAAGAUGGUGGGUUAGGCAUUCAAGAUGGGAAUGGCGGGCUCAUGUCUGAUGUUCUCUUACAACUGUCCAGUCUCUGCAGUGCUAAUUUUAUUGUCACUGGUGGAAGCUGCCCGCUGGAAGGCUCAACUCGAUAUCGAUCGACAGUGAGUGAAGAUAUGGCUCUUAAGGUAGCAAGGAGUAUUAAGUUUCCUCUCUCAAAGUAUAUAUACAGAUGAUCUGCUUUCGGGUGAGGUAUCUGUGAUACGGUUGCCAAUUUAUUCUUGAGGAUGAAGCAACUUACCUGGUUUUCAACUAUGUUACCCUCCUACUGUGUUGAAUCAUUGAACUCUCCAAAUUCUCUAAUCCUCAUCUUUGUUGAGCAACAUGAAAUGACUGGUAUUGAGUGGAUAUACCGAUUGUCGUGGUCUUUCUGACAGCUGGGAUAACACCAUUGAACAUAAGUUUCAGACAGUAUCUUGGUGCCAAGUUUCUGCAGGAUUGCCAUCUAACAAUUGUAGUAAACCACUUAUCCGUGUUACAUCCUAGUAAGUUGCAGGGCAUGGAAAUGUCGUUUCCUUAUACAAUGUCGAUCACAAUUCUGGAAUUGUUUUCCUAUUUUUGUUUCCUUCCGCUAAAUUUCAACGUAGUUGAUUCUUCCAUUAAGGUUUGGUCAGAUGUAAGUGCUGUUUGCAGAGAAGGGCAGCAACAUUCUCGGCCGAUGCUAAGCUUUAGCCUCACAAUGUGAUACAUCAUUCUAAGCCUAUUGCACGCUCCGAAUCCAAAUCAAAAUUGGAAGAACAAUAAGAGUUAUGGCCCUGCAGAGGGAAUUUUAUAUCACAUUCACAUGGCUCUGCAUUUUACAAAAAAAGUGGUAAGCGAAUAUCUCACAGCUGCAAGAGAUGUACGCAUCAUAGGACAGUGUAUCAAUAGGUCAUAAUUUUAUUAUUUGAUGAAUCAUAUGACAGAAAAAUGUCGACUUUGCCAGAUUGUUCAGUAGGUCUCACUCAAAAUUUCAUCUUAAAUGCAAUUUAGAGCAGGGACGAGUUGAUGAUGCUA
This is a messenger RNA of Malus domestica (apple), 2704 nucleotides long. RefSeq names its product origin of replication complex subunit 5. Gene Ontology annotation, biological process: DNA replication initiation; DNA replication. The record is from RefSeq and is a predicted model, not a curated record. Gene Ontology annotation, molecular function: DNA replication origin binding. Lineage: Eukaryota; Viridiplantae; Streptophyta; Magnoliopsida; Rosales; Rosaceae. Gene Ontology annotation, cellular component: nucleus; nuclear origin of replication recognition complex.